Molecule: messenger RNA, 2475 nt
Organism: Telopea speciosissima
Lineage: Eukaryota; Viridiplantae; Streptophyta; Magnoliopsida; Proteales; Proteaceae
Product: inactive poly [ADP-ribose] polymerase RCD1-like
Exons: 5
Coding region: 315-1871 (518 amino acids)
Molecular function (GO): NAD+ poly-ADP-ribosyltransferase activity
Source: RefSeq, a predicted model, not a curated record
UUUUCUUCAAUAGAUGAAGCUAGUGGUUCAACAUUCGGUUUGACCGGGUGGUGGGACUGCAAUCGAUCCGUUUGGACUGCUUAUCGCCAGGGCAAAAGUUCUUGACUGGUCAAUGGACUAUCAAGUUCAAACGAUCAGAUUGUUCGAACUUGUCUAUUUGACCGCUGGGCAGGAGAUGUCGAGGGAUUGCGAGCCAUCUUCCUUGACAUGGUUUCUUUGAGAUUAUACCAAAAACUAGACUUGUAAAUAUUUGUUAUCGUUGGACUUUGUGGAGUUAAAACAUUUGUGGAUAGGGAUUGAUACUGUAGAUAGAAAUGGAAUCAAAGAACGGAAAGGUAUUGGAUAAUGGUCAUAGAAUUGGGGUUGACUUGAAGAGAAAGCGGGCAUCCGCCUUUGAUUCUCUAUCCAACAAGCUUUACAAGAGGGUGAGGUCAAAUGGAUGCAAGAAUGAAUCUGGCACUCGUUCUAACAGAAGUGCAUUAAAAAAAUAUUCAAAUUUUAUGAAGAGUGGGUUGCCACAACGUCUGAUGUUUCAAUACAAUGGUGAAUGGACUGAUUUUCCAGAGGAAUUUCUUGAGUUGGUUAAGAAAGAUUUUCAGGAAAAGAAGGCAGUCAUUGAAGUUGAAUUCAAGGGUCAUCGUUCAUUGCUAAAUUUUCUGGACAUGAUUCAAGUUGAUCUGAAAAAAGGUUCACAACGACCAAUUGCUUGGAUUGAUGAAACAGGUGGCUGUUUCUUUCCAGUGGCAUAUUCUGAUGACCAGGAGCUUCGUAGCUGUUUUCAAUCGGAACUGGGGGAAGAGAAGUUACAUGUACAUUUGGAACCGGAGGUGACCCAUGGAAUCAAGUUGCAACUGGAGAUUGAACUAACUGUUGCCAGUAACAUGACGUCAGAAGAAUGCCGUGAGGAAUCAUAUACUUGUGUUAAGCGGCUUAAAGUUGAACAAAAACCUUUGAGUAACCAUCUUGAAGAACAUGACAGCACCAAUGCCAAAUCAGAUGCAAAGAUUGUGGAAGCUAUUGGGGAGAAUAGGCCUUCGGGUGAAAACUUUCUUUCUCAAAAGCCUAGGUUUGAUGAAUUGACCCAUGUUGCUGUGCAAGAUAUGUUCCUUUUGGGUAUGGGCCCGUCAAUGGGUGCGGAGGACAUUCUUGAGAUAUACCGUGGCUCAAGUAAUUUGUUGCAAGCUCGGUUGGAGCUUUUCCAGAAGCAAUUUGAAAUUACAACAAAGUAUCGGGGUGAUGCAAGUAUAAGAUAUGCUUGGCUUAGUUCGUCCAAAGAAGCAGUAUCCCGAAUAAUGGUGCAUGGCCUUGGUUUAAAUGAACUUCCUAAAGCUGAGCCCAUGUAUGGGGUCGGUGUUCAUCUCACACCGGAAAACUGCUCCUAUAUCAGUGCAAGUCAUUGUGAUGUAGACGAAAAGGGAGUACGGCAUAUGGUGUUGUGUCGUGUAAUUAUGGGAAACAUGGAACUUGUUCAUCCUGGAUCUGAACAGUUUCAUCCAAGUAGCGAAAACUUUGACAGUGGGGUAGAUGAUCUUCAAAAUCCAAAGCACUAUAUAGUAUGGAACAUGAAUAUGAACACGCACAUCUAUCCGGAAUAUGUCGUCAGUUUUAGGAUGCCACCCAAUCCUGAAGGUUAUUUAGUUGGGAAGGAAAGCAAAAUUGAUGUUUCUGGAGUGUCAGAUUUAACUUGCAGUCAAGGUCAACUACAACCAGAUUCUUGUCUAGUUGAUUCGAUAGAUGCAGAUAUACUCAUAUUGGAAGCGGAAUCAUAUCACCUCUUACUGUUCACUUUCGGUCUUGCUCUUCCCUCUUUUAGAGAUGAUGGGGCAUUUGAUGCCAUCAAAGCAAGGUCUGCAGAUCAGAGCUGCCCAUAGGUUCUGGAAAGUUAGUGCUCUUGGUUAGCCAUCUGAAGUGCUGAUGCUGACAGUGGGAACAGAGGGUGCUCAAAGGAGUAUUCAGAAAAUAAGUUUUGGAGAGAACUGCUUUUUGUUACUUAGUCGUCAGAAUUUCUGAGGCUGUGCUAGUUAGAAGACAGCCCUCAAACGGAUUACUUUUACAAAGGAAUGUUCUUUUGCUUGUUCAACUUACCUCCCUGAGGUUACUUGCUUGGUUAUUCAGCCUUGGAAACCCUGAGGCUGUGCUAUGGAACACUAGCAGCUAAAGAAUCAAUUCACAAAAUAGGGUUGUGGAGAGUUUACUGCAAUUAAUAACAGAGUCAUCGGAAACACUGAGGCUGUGCCAUUGGGACCACAAUGGUGCAAAAAGAGUAAUUGGAAAAAUAUUGGUCUUUCGAUUCCUCAAUUUACCCCUUCAAGCACCUUGAAUCGAAGACACAUUUGCAAUGAAUGGAAUUUCAAAAUGGAAACACUGGAAGCAUGGAGUUCCGGCAGACAACUUCUGCUUGCCAGUAGCUUUCUACUUUGUCUUCAACGCGAAUUGAACAAGGCAUAAGGUUGAUUUACCCUUCCACUUAACUAA